This is a messenger RNA of Pecten maximus, 2866 nucleotides long. Its product is annotated as AP-2 complex subunit sigma. Bases 60 to 488 code for a protein of 142 amino acids. Gene Ontology annotation, biological process: clathrin-dependent endocytosis; intracellular protein transport. The transcript has 4 exons. Gene Ontology annotation, cellular component: membrane coat; AP-2 adaptor complex; intracellular membrane-bounded organelle. The record is from RefSeq and is a predicted model, not a curated record. Gene Ontology annotation, molecular function: clathrin-cargo adaptor activity. Lineage: Eukaryota; Metazoa; Mollusca; Bivalvia; Pectinida; Pectinidae.
GUUUACGCAUGUGUAUAAAAGGGGAGGGUUCCUAGUUCCGGUAAUCGACCGAAUAGAAAAUGAUCAAGUUUAUACUGAUACAGAACAGGGCAGGCAAAACUCGCCUCGCCAAGUGGUAUAUGCACUUUGAUGAUGAUGAGAAACAGAAACUCAUAGAGGAAGUACAUGCUGUAGUCACCGUGAGGGAUGCAAAACACACAAACUUUGUAGAGUUCCGGAAUUUCAAGAUCGUGUACAGACGUUAUGCUGGGUUGUACUUUUGUAUUUGUGUGGACGUCAGUGACAACAACCUAAUGUAUCUAGAAGCUAUUCACAAUUUUGUAGAAGUUUUAAAUGAAUACUUCCACAAUGUCUGUGAAUUAGAUCUAGUAUUUAACUUCUAUAAGGUCUACAGUGUUGUAGAUGAAAUGUUCCUUGCAGGAGAAAUUCGAGAAACAAGUCAGACAAAGGUUUUAAAACAGCUUUUGAUGUUGUCUUCGCUGGAAUGAUAAAAUUUGACUGAUUUAGUACAACCGGACGUUAUCAUCAUCUUCCAUUGAAGUAGAAACCUUCAUAUAUCUUGUGAGGAUUAUUUCUGUAUUAUAUAUAAAAAGUUAACAUCUUCUAGCAAAACUAGUUGAUCAGAAGAAGCUGGAUUAACUUGUACAAUAAUGGCGGAUCCAGUUCCUCCUCGGCUGACAGACUAGAUGUAGAAAGUUCAGGAUUUCCUACGUCGCUGCGUCCUGGGUUACUGCCACUUCAUCAACCUUUAUGUUACAACCAGCUCCAUGUAAGGACUUCCAGAAAGAACAAAAAGCACGGAGUGAGGGAAGAACAAUGGAAAUAUAAUGGUAACGCUCACUGUGGACUUACGAUGGUACUAAAGAACAGUGAUAAUUAUGAUAUUAAAAAGAGAAAUUUUCACCGACGCUUGACGAUUGGUUCAUCAUAUAUACCAACAGAAAUGAUUCAAAUGUUUCAAGUGUGGAGAGUUCAAAGUAUAGAUAUGAUAUACAGCAGUACAACCCAGCUUGUGAUGGCGUCUGUCCAGGACAAUGGUCUGUCUAUGUAAACCAGAUUUACUUAUCAUCAGUGUAAUUAUCGUAGGUCUACUACACUGAAGCAUUCCAGUGGCAUUUCAUUAGAUAGGAUCAUUUGGUUGUUGUCUGGAAUUUUUUCAUUUCAUGUCAGUUGUGAAUUCUAGAAUGUGACUAUUAUUUUGUAUUUAUCAUAUAAAAUCAUUACAAUGGUGAUUGUCUAGCCCAUUGUUCUGUGGCCAUGGGCUUGUGGUUUGGCAUGUUUGUGAGCAUGCAUUAGUAUGGUUACAUCAUAUAGUGGUAAAAACUACUCAUUUAACACCAAAUAGUCUUCAACUCAAUUCAUUGUAUCCUUGUGCUGUUAUAGAGUAUACAAAUCUCUUUAAUACCAAUGCAUGUAUUCUAUACUUUAAGAAAUGUCAUUUAUUUACAAAAACAGCUUGUAAUUCUGAUUUUGAUAUCAUUUGGGGGGAACAAAUGUCAUUAUGUAUAACUUUGAAUUUACAUUGGUUCUGUUUUUGACAAAGAGUUGAAUUUGUAAAGAAUUUCAUAUCAGUAUUUGGAAGUGAUAAUUAAAUAAUUCAUCUACAAAAUUAUCUAUUUCAAAUGUUGCCAUACUGCCAUUCACCUCGUUUGGAAUGAAGUCGCACAGCAUUCUCAUUUUCCAAAAAAAGGACGAUGAUAGGUAAAAAAAAUGCUCUUUUCAUUGGGUGAAUAUGUGUGUGUGUAUCAAUCAAAUUUGUUAAAUUUGUUUUAAAUACAAAUUCAUUGAUAAGAAUAAACUUUACUGAUAUAAAGAUUAAAUGAGAAAUUAUUAUGUAUAUGUAUACCCAAGUGCUACAGAAUUUUGCAAGGAAGUGAUAUUUUGUCGACAAUGCCGAUGGGAAUUGUGGGAUAGGUUUUUGUAAAUUUUCUCUUUCCUUUCUCCUACGUUUUAAUAUGUAGAAUCUCUACUUUUUGUACAUCACAUGUAACAUUUAAAAUUGCAAGAACUUACUAGUAAGUGUAAUGAUAUUACAAUAAAGAAUUUCACCAAAAGGAUACGAGAGAAUAGUAAACUGUGGCUACUAUUCAGUACACACAGGUUAAUUCAGUACACACAGGUUAUAGGAAUGCAUCCUGAAAUUUGUUAGAAAUAAAGAAUUCUAUAUUUUCAUUUCCUCUUUCAAAAACACUAUUAAGAAGCUCCAGAAGCACUUAUUGUUAAUUCUCUCUAAGAAUUGUUUAAUGAACAUCAGACUUGAUGCUGUUAUUAACAGGAGUGUUCAGGCUCAGAUUUUUGUUACUUUUAAGCAUUGCUAUUACAAAUGUAAUAAUUAGGAAGUUAAGCCCAUGAACUACAAGUAAAUGUCAGACCGAAAUUCACCCAUAGGUACCAUAAAACUUCAGUAGUAACUGACUUGUCAUCGAGUAAAUAUUUCAUUUGUUGGAACCAUUUUGUCUGGGAACUUUUAGAGACAUUUCUAAAAAUGAAUUGUCAACAAUUCUAUCUCUUUUCAAUUUAUGAAAACAAGUUUUAGACAAAACAGAAAUAUAUUGUUCUUGCACAAAGUUCUGUAUUUCAUUAACUUACAAAGAGAUAUAGAAGUGGUAUGUUCGGUGUCUGUGAUUAUUACUGUGAAAGAUUAACAAUUUACACAAAUUGAUUUCUGUGGUAUGUAUGGCAUUCUAUUAGAAAUUAAGUUGAGAUCAAGAGAUACCUUUUUGUGUAGGUCUUUAAUGAUGGUGAAUUUUGAGUACAUUAUUAUGUAUAUGUGUAGAUAUUUAUAUAAGUAGAAUGUAUUGUUACAUGUACUACCAACCCAAUGUGCAAUUAUCAUUGAGAACAAUAAAAUGUGCACAAACCUGUA